GUCCGGUUCCAUUCCAAGACGUCAGGGGAGACACAGGGCGCGGGUGAGCUCGAAGGCAUGGCAACGGCCCUCUCCACGGCCCGGCCGAGAGCUAUCAACCCCUUCCAUCCCCCUCUCACGGAGCCCCUUCUACCCUUUCCCAGCCCCAAGCGUCCCUUCCCCACAUCGAGAGCUUCGCACGCGAGCGGAAGGCUUCGAGGCGGAGGGAAUCCCCCUCUCGUUCCGGUGAUCAGAGCUCAGAACACCCCAGAUUACAUUCCGGAUUCGAAGUUCUACAAAGUAGAAGCGAUUCUGAGGCCAUGGCGAGUCCCGCAUGUUUCAUCGGGCUUGCUGAAAAUGGGUAUUCGUGGGGUGACGGUUUCUGAUGUUCGAGGCUUUGGGGCGCAGGGCGGCUCGACUGAGAGGCAUGGUGGAUCUGAAUUUUCAGAAGACAAAUUUGUAACUAAAGUUAAAAUGGAGAUAGUGGUAUGCAAGGACCAGGUUGAAGCUGUAAUUGAGAAAAUAAUUGAGGAAGCAAGAACUGGAGAAAUUGGUGAUGGAAAGAUUUUCUUGGUGCCUGUUUCGGAUGUUAUAAGAGUUCGCACAGAUGCUAGAAAAAAGCUUAUCCUGUGGUCCCAUCUAACAUCAGUGUUGAUAGAAUCUAGCUCAUGGGCGAGCGUGGAGAGAAGGCUGAGAGGAUGACUGGUGGACUGGCUGAUAUGAUUUCUGCAGCAUCUAGUUAAGUAGACAUUUGCUUGUUGUACAAUCAGAUUUGUUCUGCAUUAUGUAUCCCAAAAUAUACUUCUGUCAUAGCUUGUAAUUUUAUACCAUGCAGCAACUUGUAUGCAUAACAAAAUAAACUAUGCAACCUGUUGGUAGAUUGCUGUCUCUACACCUACCACGUGCAUACACAGUUGCAGACAGAGAAACACCCUGAUAUUCUAAUUAAUAAUAGUUUUAUGAAUCUUGAUGUAA
This is a messenger RNA of Elaeis guineensis (African oil palm), 954 nucleotides long. RefSeq names its product nitrogen regulatory protein P-II homolog. Lineage: Eukaryota; Viridiplantae; Streptophyta; Magnoliopsida; Arecales; Arecaceae. The record is from RefSeq and is a predicted model, not a curated record. Gene Ontology annotation, biological process: regulation of nitrogen utilization. Gene Ontology annotation, molecular function: ATP binding; enzyme regulator activity. Gene Ontology annotation, cellular component: cytosol; chloroplast thylakoid.